UACUGUAGGGGCAUCAGUUCUUGUUAUCCUAAGGUCAUACUAGUCAGGGCCACGAUUAUUUGUUCAUCAACAACCUUUACCUUACAUUAACUGAUGAGCUGAAAGUAAGCAGAAAAAUGACGAGGCUCGACCAUCUUUUCGUCACGGGUAGCGCGUUGCUGACUGCACUUCAGCAUGCCGCACAUGCGUCUCCUGCGUCGACGCUGUCGGCAUCUUCAUCUGCCGAUUUGGACGUCAGGGUAUCGGAAGUAGAUCAGGUUGACGAUGCAAGACAAGAUGAAACAAUCACUGCUCCAAAACGAGAGCUUCAUCCAGGUGCUAUUGCCUACGGUCGUGGCUCUUGCGGUGAUGAGUAUAGUCGAGCAGAAAUAGCCUACAACUUUCCCAACAUCGCUGUGGAUUCGCUGUUUGUACGAAGGGUGCAGACGGUAGAAAACCCCUACUUCUGGACUCAGUUCGAAACGACGAGGGCUGAUCUUAUGAUGAGAGGACUAUAUUACAGGCCACGAAAUCGUAAUCGAAAUCAUCACUCGCUUCCAUUUUCACAAAAUGUGUCCUGCUGAGUAUCGACAGAAAUUGACAAUGUAUCACUUCACCAGCACGACUUCUGCCACGCACUCGCCAUGGCACUCGCCAUCAUUUCCUCCAACUCCAUCUCUAACAGCCAAGACUUCUACAUCUCUGCCUGGACACCUGAGAUGGUUAGGUUUCAGGACCGACAAAGCCUCAACGGUUUCAUUUUCGGUCCCGGCUUGCCACUGUUGACAGAUUCGGAGCUAGAACGCGUCGCCACCAUCUUGAUGGAGCGAGGCGGACAAGAUGUCAUGGAAAAUAUGCGGCUGGCGACUGGCAGGUCGGUGAGUUUUUUUCUGAAUGUCGGUCCCAGUCGUGUGGUAUUAAUUAAUUUUUUCAUGUGGUUACUUACAACGUCUUUUUCUACUCAGUCUCGCUCACAGGAGAUUUAAGUACAACUUUAAACGCAUAGUACUUGCUACACGACCAAGUGCAUACGAGGACCUGGUUGAAUCAUGAAAGACUGCGUCCACAACAUCCCGUAACUACAAAAAAUUUUCAGCCAAGACGCAACCAAGUUGAAGUACGAUGAAGCCGUUUUCCGAGCUCAGAAUGGCAAGUUGGUCCCAAAGGACACCUUUUUUCAUCGCGGAGUUUAUUGGUCAUCGCCUAGCAGUGAUUUGAUUCGAAAGUGCCUCAAUAUUGGUAACCUGAAAAGUCAUCCGAUCAUGAGGCUUAUGGCUUAACAGAGAAAAAAGUAGUAUGUGACAGAAGAAUGGGAAUCUAUAAGUAAGAACGAAGUGGUACUGACCUGGAGUAUGGAAGAACAAGUGAAGAUCAUGGUUAAUGAUGAGAGCAACUCGUUGCAUCUUCGACUCUUGUUGAUUCUUUUCUGAAGAAAACGAAAACGCUACAGAGUCGCCAUGACAAGCUCUCGACAAUUCAGGUCACUUUCCACACUUCUCGUUCUCUCUAACUUGCACUAUGCCCAAGACUUACCGCCCAAUUACAAGCAUGCGAAGAGUUCGUUGCCUACGCUUAGCGAUGAGGAGAAGCUCCGCUGCAUGCAGAGGCUUAACAUGAACGCCAUCUACGCAGAUUUCUUGGUGCGAAGUGCGCAAAUGUUUAUGAAGAAAAAGUUGAAGUUAAAGUUUGGGUGUCCAAACAUUUCCACGUAACUGGAACUACCGUUUUUACCCCUGAGACUACUGUAAGUGGGCAAGUCUAUCACUUUAUCUCACAAUGCACCCAUGUGUUUACUGCAAUGAUCCAUCUUCGUCCUAAGUAAUGGAACUAGGUCAAAACGACCACUCUUCCUCACUCUGUCUCUUCCUCUUUCAUAUCCUGGGACUUUUGGCUUUAUUCCGAGACACGUUACCUCAGCACGCCUGGCAGAUACAAGAUGGUCUCGUGGUUGGUACCAAGUGACAUCAGCAUGCGAGAAUUUGGCCAACUAACGAAUGCUGUGGCGGGAACAAACGCAGCGAUGAAAGCACCGGUUUACAAUUAUGAACUGGUGAUGUAGUCGUGCUUGUAGCUAAAGGACUUUUUUUCACAAAAUAUUGCUGAAAGCGUCUGAUGUGAAGGUGAACUAUUCGUCCGCUGUACUAGAAGUUGGGUGCUGCAAAACGCAGACAACUUGUGCUGGACCUGAAGAAAAGCACUUAUUUGAGAACUCUCAAUUACCUGAUUCUACUUAUUUCCUGACAAUUUCAUCUUUUCAUACCAUCAGACCAGUGAUUUCUGGUAAGUACGAGCUUACUUUGGCACCGAACAGAUGGGGUUCGGCGAAUAGCUCGACGCUUGCGGAAGCUCAAGCUCAGGGAACGACUUGCAGCUGCUCUGUCAAUGCAAUUUAUGUCAUAGUGAGUGAAUAUAAUCAGGAUCCGGAUCGAUACUUAUAAAUAUAUAAGGUGGCUAUCUUUGCCGAGGUCUUCAUCAAAGACUUUGCGGAAUUCGCAUUCGCUUUGAGAGAGUGACGCCAAGGGGUGGGGGCAGCGGAUACUUCUCGAAAAGGCCGCCCAGCAGACGGGCCCACCCGCUGCCGAGGUGGGGCGGUCGGGUCGCGAUCGGAGCAGCUGCCCACCUGAUAGGGGUAAUUAGGGCGCUUGCUUCUGGAAGAGCAAAGGGCCGGCGCAGUGGUGACAGGCGCAAGACGAUGAAGGACAGGCGGGCCGCUGGCUAAGGGGCAGCGCGGUUAGCUUUCUGCCCGGGUCGCCCUUCCAAGUGUUUGCCUUCGAGUUCUUUGGCAAGGUUGCGGCUGAAUCCGUGAGGGGGCACCGCUUUGGAGGACUCGGGAAGCCUCUGAAGGACCAAGGGCGCCGAUGCAGCGAAUAGGCCCCCAAAGACAGCGGGGGCGUGUCUAUGGUCCCGGAGAAGCAAAAAAAAAAACCAUGCGCGGGCCUUCGUCGUAGAAAAAAAAGCCACCGUCCCAAAUGAAGUAGAGAACUACCCCCGCGCUGGCCGUCCGGUCGUUUAAGCGCUUGGAGGAGAGAACCACACUAGCGGAGUGCCUGCGCCUCGUGCAAUUCAAUGCAGAACCGGACCCAUCAGACUAGGCAUCGCGAAACAAGCGACGGGGCGCGCGGCCCACAUGCUAGACGGAGCACCGUCAGGCGAUGCCGUAAGGGCUCCACGCCGCAUGGUUAGCGAGUGGGCAGCGGGGGGGGGCCGCGCUUCCUUUUCCACUUUUCAAAUGUCGCCACGCCGUUCCAACUGCUGGCAGACGCGCCCGCGUACAUGGCUGGCGUGUCACGACAUGCGGGCGGAUCUUUCAGCUUUCGCCACUCCCAGCGCCUACGACCCUCGGGACUCCAAAGGGGGGCCCCUGUUGCGUGUUCGUGCGGCUGCUUAUGUCUCACCGGUUGCCAGUCGUCGCACUUCGGGCGACGUGUCAUUGGAUGGGGAGCGUGCCGACAAGAAACGCCCCAAGCUUGUACACAGCGGGCGCAUAAGGAUACAAACAGCAUGGCCAGCCUCGAAACCGAUGGCGCAGGGGAAAACCCCGGCCAGCCUCCUGCGGUUGAUCCACCUGGACAACCCGCACCCGGCCAGUACUCACUCUGCCUGGCGAUUUGGUUGGGCUUUGGUCUCUGUGUGUAGUAAAAAACUCGACAAAAUUAGAGAAAGACAAGCGGUCUUGUGCGUCUGAAAAAGUUGGGGCAUGCUCGUGCAAGAUUUCAGCGGGCGUUUUCAAUUUUGUCGAUCCAUCUAGAACUGGCGCGGGCGCUGGCUUUCUGGUGUUUUAAGUUAGUAGCUGCAAAACCUUCGCAAGCUUCUGCUAACCUAAUGCUUUGCGCCGAUGGGUGAAGAUACAGAAGUCGCGCAAACCUUGCGAGCGAGCCCCGCCAGAGUCUGAGGCCAGAAGCUGCGGGCGCUUGUUCUGUGUCUCUCCAUUGCAGCCUGCCGCCAGCCUGCCUCGCGCGAGGCAUUCGGGCUUGGGUCCAAAAGCUUCCAAAAAACAAAGCAGAGGGCGCACCCUUCGCAUGUUCGAAGCGCUGGGAGAGUAGGCGGCGCCAUCUCCAGGGCAUUAGGCUCCAGGGCCAUACCAUUAACCAUAGCAAAGCGCCUGGCGCUUCGCUGCUCUAAGCUUCAGAGCAGGCUCUCUAAGAUGCCUGCGACUGUUUCGAGCUCAGCGACAGGCCACGCGAUCGCUGCAGACCGACGGCCGCGUGCUUUGCUUUGGUUCUUACUUUCGAACUGGUCGCCACUGGCUUCGUCCCGCUCCGGAUCAACUACCGCGCCGCCGCCUCAUGUCGAACGGCGCCCAAGGUUUUGCCAGAGAGAGAAAGAUCGCGCGUGGCCUCGAUUUACCACACCACGCGACAGCGAUGCAGCAGGGUGGGCCGUGCAUGUAGUGGGCUAGUCGUUGCGCCUUCUGGCCGCGCCUGGGCUGGGGUGUGCAUAAUUGUGAGACCUGCGCCGCAUUGGCGCCCUGCGUGAGAAAUAUGGCCAAAAAGUUAACACGGUCGAGGUAAGUUCUUCUCGGAGUAGGUCGAGAGGGUUUUUUGAAGUAAUUCGAGGGGGCUCGGCUCUUGUUAUUCAGCGAGCUCCCUCGGCUGGUUGGUGCUCUCAGUGACAGCUUAGCAAUUGGGCUGCGCCUUGGGGAUUUGCUCGUUGGAUGGAACCACGCAGCACCUAGGUGGAGGCUUUUUGGACUGUCCAUCACCAGGGACGACUGCGGACGCGUGUGACGCAAGAAUGGCCAGGCAUGCCUCUUCGCUGGAAAUGGGUAGGGAACUCGCGGGCCAUAUCGAUGCGGGCCCGUUGCUAGCCAUGCGUGCGCAGGUGAUGAACACUGGGCCCCAAGAUAUUUGCGGCGACAACAGCCGGGGCAAUGAAGUGGGGGCGAAGGAGUUGGACUGCGUGCGUUUUUUUUGGGGGCUCAUUUUGUCGGACCUUGGGCCGUGGCGUCUUCUGGCAGGUUGUUGCGCUGUUGUGCUUAGUUUGUUGGUAGGUCUGUGGCAGGCAUCGCGUGGCAGCAAUCAAAGCAGACGCCUCGGCGGGCUCGGGGCUUUGGUUGCCAUGGCUGCCGGGCGGGGUUCGUUGUUUCUUGCUGACUAUUGGCAUGCAGCGCUGGCAAGCUCUGGACGCUGCUCGAAGCAUGGCGCAUGGCUUGCGUGCCGGGUUGGUGCUUGGUCUUUGUGUUCUUAGUGAUGCAUGGUUCUCAGUCAGGUCAGGGCGUCGCGCGUUCUUUCUUGGUGUAUCAUGGGUGUUGCAUGUAGCUGACCGGCGCGUUGGGAACUGAGAUCUUAAGCCACAGAUUUGGCAGUUGAGCAGAUUGCACGUUAGGCUCGCAUGAUGCGCGAUAUAUAGCGAUCGUCCAUGAAUGACACCGGUCUUGGUCUUGCUCAUGUUAUUCAGUUGUAGGAAUCGUGGCCGUCCCGUCUAAUCCUCAGACUGGAUGGAGCAGCAUACUUCGCGUGUAGGAAUCUUUGCUCGCACUUUUUGGGAACAGCAGUCACCAUUUUUCUGGCUGAAACGACGACCGGCCAACGCGCUACUUCCAGUGGGGGCAGUUAUGGCUGAUGAAUGUUAACAAAUGAGCAUUGUUUGAAGAGGUUGCAUUCUGGACCGUAGCCACGAGCUGCAGAAUUCAUACAACUGGUUUCAGCUCUGAUAGUGCUUCAGCGGUGAUCAUUAAUGUACGGAGGUGCAGCACGACUGGCUGAAGCAGAUGGAACAGGCUUAGCACUAGCACUUGCACUUUUAUCUUCAAAAAUUCAUGAAACAGAAACAUUCUUCCCGCACUGUCACCCUUCUAAUAACGAAUUAUCAGGACGUCAGCCAGCUGUUAUGCUUCUGCCCUGGGGGACAGAUUUGUUGGAUUCCUUACGAGACACCUUUGCUUUCCUCGCUUAUGCAGAUCAGACGCUUUUCAUGCCGCCAAGAAAACAUCAGGAGAACGUAGCAACAUCGCUUUGGAAACUUCUAUUUCCUACUUGUACUUGAUCACCUGCAUCUUCGUCUCGGUCUGUGUCAAUUUGCUUUUCAACGGUUUUUUUUUUAUCCAACCAUCUCUAGUCGUGUAGUCGUGCUCACUCUUGUCUCUCGUCACCAUUCCAUCACAAUCAAUUUCAGGGCUUCGCCAACGUCACUGCCUUCGAUGCACGUAAGCUUGGCAUCCCAGACCGCACCUCUCAAUGCAUCAGCAAGCCGAAAGUCGCCUCUCUUCCUGCAGGCGGCAAGAGUCAUGAUCUUAUCGAGUGGUCAGGUGUGUUUCAACUCGAAUAUGGGAAGACGUACCACUGGACCUGGCAUGGUUACCGAGAACUUGGACCAGAUACCUUCCGAUAUCCAGAUGCCGCCGUCGACGUCCUUAUCGUGGCGGAAGAUGACUGGUCAUGUGCUAAAAAGUCGGGUUAUGGCUAUUACUUUUGAAACAUUCGAAGUCUUCUAAUAUCUGCUAGUGCAGCUUCUACAACAAGAACUUCAUUCAGAGUUUUUAGUAAUGCGAUUACCAGACAUGAUCCUCAUACUAAUGCACCUUGCAACUCUAAUACACCUUGCAAGACCACCAAGGCAAGAUCCUCAAGGCUGCAUCGCCAGUUUCUGUCCCGCCGCAAACUACUUUAAAUGCUACAUUCGACGGCAGCGCGCGAUCAAAGUAUGACGGCGAUUUUUUGGAACUAACUGAUGGCUUGACAUACCGGAUUCACAUGAAUAACGUCAAGAAAACCGCUGCAAAGGAUAUGAACGGAGGCGCUUUACCUCUGAAUUUGGCGAAAAUGACGCCUGAAGGACCUACGGUUACCGAGGCAGCACAGUUGUUAAGGCUUCCACAAAUUUUGAUUUGUCUUGAAGAAAGGUAUCUUCUUUACCGUGUUUCUCUUCAAGGGAGAAAAAAAGCAGAGAUGAACUUCAGGAUGAGUAAGUACUACGUAUAGGUAAAAUCUAAAAGUGGCAUACUUCAAGUCUGCUGCUGGAGCGUCAGAAGCUUCAGCCAUAGCGACAAAAUUGCCAGCGGUAGAACAGGGUAAGUGGCACUUCGGAUCCGUGGAGACAACGGUGAAGUUAACACGUCCUGUAUGGCGUUGAGAAGUGCACUCAUUCUCACAAAAUUUGCUACUAUUUAAGUGGGAAGCUAGCUAAUAUUUUGACACCAACUAUGAGUACACUUUUUAUUCCUGUCAUAUUUCGCAGCAGCGAGUCAUACUAGUAAGUACUACUUUCUGUCGGUUUACACACAGCAUCGACCCGAGGAAUUUAUGGCCGGAUGGCUCCAGGAAGUCGAGGACAUCCCGAACGCUGAGGCGAUGCGCACCGACCACGACAGCAAUACGUUUGUGCCGGAUAAGGUCGUUAGGCGGUUUGUAUACCCGCAAGCGGAGCAGGUGUACAGUGGAGACGUCACUGCGGGAGCGAAUGUGGCGGCGUUAUGGGAGGUUGGUGAUCUAUUUUUGAUCAGAGAGAUAGAUACACAUACAAAUUCAUUUUCAUAUUCGACCAUAUGAAUUUCCCAUCAUGAUCUUCAUUUCUGCUCGUCAAACAAGAAAACUUAUAAACUCUUCUCCUUGUUCACCGUCUAAUCGGAACCUACGGCACUGACGGUUACAGUGGAGGCCUCUCCUCACGAAGGUGUGACAGGUGGAGAGACGCGGAGACCGAAGGUGUCGCAGAUACGACUAUCUUUGCGAGUACCGGUUUGGACAGCCUACAGACAGCGUUGCUAAAAGAAGGAAAGGGCGACAACCUCGGUAUCUUCAGGGGUGAAUUGGGUGGCAUGUUCUACGCACUGUCCGCUGCCAGUCCGAUGAAGGGAACGCUGUCGCGAACUUUAAGGCUUCUUCUACCUGGCACUUGAUCAUUUUGAUAUGACUCCAUCCUACUUGUUCUGGCAGACUCUACUAUAUCACAGAGACAGAUGACUAGACUCUACUAUAUCACAUCAUGACUAGACUCUACUAUCAGAGAUGCACGAUACAAGAAGUACAGCUUAACACCUCUAAUCCAGCUGGUCCUUACGGUUGCUGCUUUGGUGACGAGCACUAUUUUCUACGUGGGACUCUAAUGCUUAGGAGUUUGGCACAUUGAUUGUAGUUCGUCACAGUUACUGCAAGAGAAUCAGAAUGAGUUUUUUGGCCGCGUAUAUUUUUCUCGUACAACGACGUGUAUUGAUACUCUCGAGAAAUAUUUCCUCUUGAACAUCCGCGUGCUUUCCAUAUUGAACUUGCUUGACAUUGAGUAGUUCUUAUCUUUCGUAAUUAUUUUUAGCGGCCAGCACGAUCUACCACAACAUCCGUUACCUAGGAGAAGGGGUACCCCCUAUUAGGACUACUUAGAUAUCAAGAAAAUAUUUAUCGUAGCACUAGCAAAAAAAAUACCAAGGAGAAAAGUAUCACAUGACUUCUCCAUCAGAAACAAUCUGGUUCUGAAACUGACUCCUGUAUCCUCUGGUGAUACGCUCAGUAAAACUAGAAAGCGUUAGUCGGAUUCAAAAUUGUAAAGUGGAUCCAUUCCUCAGCAUCUUCUGUUGUUGACAAGACAACCUCUUCCAGUUCCAAGAAAGACUACCUAAGCAACUACUACAAAAAUACCCUAGAACGAACAAGAAAUCCUCGUACAGCAGUGAUGGCGUCGGCAGUGGCCAUAAAU
Molecule: messenger RNA, 8607 nt
Organism: Amoebophrya sp. A25
Lineage: Eukaryota; Dinophyceae; Syndiniales; Amoebophryaceae
Source: the annotation of a GenBank genome assembly